UUUAAUACAAAUAUGGACCUGUCAGAAAACCUGAAUUCCCUUGCUGCUGCCUGUCUUCCUGUUAUUUCUAUAACAUAAAUUUCUUCUUUAAAUCUGUCUUUCUCCAUUUCUGUCACGAACUCCUAACAAGAAACCAAAUUUUGCAGUUUUCAAUAUAUCAUAUCUUUAUUAUUGUUCUCUAGCUACUAGAAUGAGCGAUAUAAUUGUUUCUUGUUUCAGUGAAAACGCAGUAAAUGUUUCUCAUUCAUGUUCUAGCUAUUCAAGCAACGCUUGUAUCUCUCCAAGCCUAGUUCCUUCAGUCCAGAAUGCAGUCACAGUUAUUUACAAAGUCUUUCUUUCAACUGGGAAGCAGCUAUUGAUAAAAGUCACUUGGUGCAAGAAUCAAACUGGUCAAGGGCUAAGCAUAAAAUUUGGUGAUGACCCUUCAACAUGUUUCAAGCUCAACACGAAUUUGAGGUUUUUCAAGAAGAAGAAGGGCAGCAAAGUGAUUGAAACUGGUCAUUCGAAGAUCGAAGUAUUUUGGGAUCUUUCUACUGCUAAGUAUGAUGCAGGACCUGAACCGGUUGAUGGAUUCUAUGUCCUGGUCAUGGUUGAUUCAGAGAUAGGCCUUAUUCUAGGUAAUAUGGCUGAAGAAGCUGUCACCAAGAAGUUGAAGACUACCGCCACAGUUGCUAAAGUCUCAGUCAUAGCUCGGCAAGAACAUUGUUCAGGCAAUACACUUUAUUCCACCAAGGCUCAAUUCUGUGAUACAGGCAUUGUACAUGAUAUUUUGAUCAGAUGUAGUGGAGAACAUGAAAGCCAAAAGCAUCCAGUUUUAUCAGUGUGUAUCGAUCAGAAGACAGUGAUUAGCGUAAAGAGACUGCAGUGGAAUUUUAGAGGAAACCAGACAAUAUUUGUUGAUGGAUUGCCAGUUGAUCUGAUGUGGGAUGUGCAUGACUGGUUCUUCAAUCCUGCCCCUGGUUCUGCUGUGUUCAUGUUCAGGACAAGAAGUGGAUUGGAUAGCCAGCUUUGGUUGGAGGAGAAGUUGGAGCAGAAAGAUCAAGACAGAAUUGAAUUCUCGUUAUUGAUUUAUGCCUGUAAGAGCACAUAGAGAAACUGACUUCCUUCAUGUCUCUUCUUUUUUCCCCUUUCUACUGAGUUCUUCCAUCAUAUGAGAAAGCAUAAUAUUUUAGUUCUGAGUUGCAGAACUGUUCAUCUACUUCCUCUAGACUAGAUUCAGGAUGGUAAUCAAAAUUUAAUCUUAAUAAUGCCAGUAAGAAUGUGAAUGUAGGACAUUGAUGUGUAUUCAAUCCAGUA
Durio zibethinus is the source of this 1296-nucleotide messenger RNA. RefSeq lists its product as uncharacterized. NCBI's taxonomy places the organism in Eukaryota, Viridiplantae, Streptophyta, Magnoliopsida, Malvales, Malvaceae. The record is from RefSeq and is a predicted model, not a curated record.